AUGGCCAUGGCAUCGGACCACGUGAUCGACCUCGUCUCGAGCAGCAGCAGCAGCGACAACGAGGAUGACCUAGCCCAAGCCCGUGGACUCGACGACGACGUGGACGAGCCGCUGCCCGUCGCCGAGUACGGCGAUGCGUCCAAGCUCCUCUCGCGGGCGCUCGAGUCGGCGAUCGUCGAUCUCGAGUCGGAGGAGUCGGAGGAAGACGAAGCGCUGCCGCGCCCACCAGAGGCAUACGAUGACGACGACGCAUACGUGGCGUCUCAACCCUCGAGCAUGGAAGACGAUGACGCCGAAGAUGGCGGUCGCCGCGAGGAAGGCGAAAUUUCCGGCGAUGACAUUGCAGGCGAAGACGAUGAUCUGAAGGAAAAGCAGCUGCACGCAGAGAGCCUCCGCGAAGUGCUCGUUGCGCAACGCAAGGCGGACGCGCUCCGCAAGAUGCAACAAGCGAUGGCCCAGCGCAAGAAGCCCAAGAAGAAGAAAAAGCGAAAGCUCUCGGCAGAUGCGUCGCCGCAUACGUUUGUCAAGCGACAGGUCUUCAUGGAAGCGCCUGCAGACGGCUUUCUUCGCGUGCAUCGCCACGGCAUGGUCGAGAGUCUUCCGGGUAUGUACCACGAUGCGUCCAUGCUGCCGACUCGGUUCAUGCAUCCACCGCCGUACCCUGCGGACGUUGCCCAAGUAAACACGGGGUCUCCCGUCCAGGCGAUGGCACCACCAUUGCCUCCGUCGCCCGAGCCCGUUUUUGACCUCGAGAGUCUCCGAAAAGCGGCGCUGAGCUCGGUCGGGAAGCGGCCACCGCCGAUAAAGGUCGAAGAGCCGGUCGCAAAGAUGGCUUUGGGCCCGUCGUCGCUGACCAAGCCGUCCAAGUACCUCUGGACAAACCCGCAGCUGCAGGUCCCGCGGAAGAAGCCACUCACGGCGCUCUCGCAGACGAUUGUCAUCAACCUCUCGAUGGACGAGUGCGAGCGUGCGCGGCAGCUCGUGGGCGACUGCAUUGAGCCGGACGACCCGAUCGCAAGGCUCAAACAGAAGAUUGCGGCGCGCGAAGAGGCCUUGCGCCAAGGACGAAAGUCGGCCGCGCCGUCGCCAGAGUCAUCACCGCCGCCCGUGGCCUCGCCGCCGUCCACGGGCGACGAGGUGGAGCUAGCGGAAGCCAACAUUGGUCGCCUCGAGGAGCGGAUCCGCGAGCUUCGGCAGCGCAUCGCCCUCAAGACGCUCGAAGUGCCGAGUGUCGUGUAG
Molecule: messenger RNA, 1239 nt
Organism: Saprolegnia diclina VS20
Lineage: Eukaryota; Oomycota; Saprolegniomycetes; Saprolegniales; Saprolegniaceae
Exons: 1
Coding region: 1-1239 (412 amino acids)
Source: RefSeq, a predicted model, not a curated record